Eimeria mitis is the source of this 795-nucleotide messenger RNA. RefSeq names its product SAG family member. NCBI's taxonomy places the organism in Eukaryota, Apicomplexa, Conoidasida, Eucoccidiorida, Eimeriidae. Bases 1 to 795 code for a protein of 264 amino acids. The record is from RefSeq and is a predicted model, not a curated record. The transcript has 4 exons.
AUGGCGGCCCUUAGACUUUUUUCGCUCGCCUCUGCGUCUGCGUUCUUGAUGGCGAACGCCGUUCAUCAAACGGCAAAGCAAGCUUCAUUGAUAGCGGAGGGAUCGUCCGCAACCUACACUGUAAAACUCGCGGAAGCUAAUGUGUGCCUCGACGAAAUGAACGCUGCACGCGAAGCCGCUGGACUCAAACACUUCGUAAAGGAGAGCGGUGAAGCCCUAGAGUGGCCUGCACUUACACUGGAUCAAAGACAAGAGCAAAAAAAUCCUGCAUGGGAUCCUGUUUGUAAGGCUCUGAUAGGAGAAGACGCAGAACAAGUAGAAAAUAACGUAGCUGAACAUGGAUUUAACAGUGGUACAUACGCCUACAUGGCCUUGGAAUCGGCGACGGCCGACUGUGCCGCCGCAGUGAGCCACUGGAAGGACGCCGUCAGCAACUUCACUACAAUCCCUCCGGCGAAGAAUGACCAAACGACAAUCUACAAGACACAGCAGAACAUUUCGUUUGUUGCUCUGUACAACCCUCAAGAGAAUGCCGCUGCUGACUGCCAGGUCGUUACCUGCACGCAAACGGCAGCUGCCGGAACCCCAGGAGUGCAGGACGCAAACGCUGAUGGAGGGAAGACAGGCUAUGCUCUACUGUGCAUGACCACACCUGAAGCACUUACAGACAAGGCAGCUCCCUUCGACGAAGAGCAGUGGAAGAAGAUCAAGGCAUCCAUCACAGGUUCUGCCUCUGCUGUUGCCCCGAGUCUGCUGGCCGUCGCUAUUGCGGCCGUUGGCUUGUUGGCCCUAUAA